CCACUGCUGGUUGCUAUGCAUGAGUAGACCACUGCUGGUUGCUAUGCAUGAGUAGACCACUGCUGGUUUCUAUGCAUGAGUUGACCACUUCUGGUUGCUAUGCAUGAGUUGACCACUGCCGGUUGCUAUGUAUGAGUUGACCGGGAGACCUUGCACGAGUACAUGCUGUACCCUGCAGCAGCCGUCGCAGCAUAUGUGGUGUGGGACGACCGAUGGAGAGGCAAUCGCCACAGCACAGUGCAGCAUAUGCACUGCGAACGUUUUCCAUGCGACGUACGUGCGGCUGAGUAUGCGGCCGCGUGAGAAGCACGCACCACACGCAGAUAACUACCAACCACCCGUACAAGAACACUCUAAACUAUACCCGAGGCUAAAUUAUGUUAAGACUCGCGAUGAUACCUACACCUACACGAGUGUACCAACCUCCAUACAGAGCGUAGCCAAGAACCCUGGCCAGACCAUGACUUCAUUUGGCUCCACAGACUACAUACGGCUAUCAGGCUUUGAUACAAACGCUACCUCGCGAAAGACUUGAUAUCUUUAAAUAAACUAGAGCACUAUGCUCAUGUAUCGCG
Messenger RNA from Sphaeroforma arctica JP610, 575 nucleotides. RefSeq lists its product as hypothetical. The coding region runs from base 128 to 535 and encodes 135 amino acids. The record is from RefSeq and is a predicted model, not a curated record. NCBI's taxonomy places the organism in Eukaryota, Ichthyosporea, Ichthyophonida. The transcript has a single exon.